Cryptomeria japonica (Japanese cedar) is the source of this 2030-nucleotide messenger RNA. RefSeq names its product geraniol 8-hydroxylase. NCBI's taxonomy places the organism in Eukaryota, Viridiplantae, Streptophyta, Pinopsida, Cupressales, Cupressaceae. Bases 340 to 1851 code for a protein of 503 amino acids. The record is from RefSeq and is a predicted model, not a curated record. The transcript is spliced from 2 exons. Gene Ontology annotation, molecular function: iron ion binding; monooxygenase activity; heme binding.
AAGAAAGCUUCAUACUGCUACAUCCUCCAUGAACCCUAAUUGAAAAUGGUUUUCUCCACACCUGAUUAAUACAUAGUUUUUCCUCGCACCAAAAUACCUGCACCGGCCUCGUCGGUGUAACCCAAUCACAUUUGGAUCAGCCCAACAAAACAAAGAACAAUUUUAUUUUAAAAAAGCCGUCCCAACCCAACCCUUUUCAAGUUUAUACCGUUGCAUUUUCAGCAGCAGAUGCGUUAAUCCGACUGUUGUCCUGUAUGAGUUGAACUUGUGUUCUUCCCCAAAUAAAUUUCACAGAGUUCAGUACAGAGAACAAGCUGAGUUUCAGAUUGAGCAAAAAUCAUGGAUAUGAGUAGCAUAUGGUACUACUGGGCAAGUGGUGCCUUGGGUAUUCUUAUAUUUCUGACUGUGGGUAUCAAAAAAUGGAGAUCUAAGAGGCUUCCUCCAGGGCCUUUUGCAUUGCCCCUGUUGGGCCAUCUUCAUCUGCUGGAGCCCAAUGUUCAUGAAUGCCUCUCAAAGAUCUCUGAGAAAUAUGGGCCUCUCAUGUCCUUCAAGUUUGGCAUGAAGACAUCAAUUGUGGUGUCCUCCUCUUCAAUGGCAAAGGAGAUUCUGAAAGAUAAUGACCAGACCUUUGCAAACAGAAGCAUUCCUGUUGUUGCCAGAUGCAUUGCAUAUGAUGCAUCAGAUAUUCUGUGGAGCCCCAGUGGACCCAGAUGGCGAUUGCUCAGAAAAAUCUGUGUUAAGGAGCUUUUCAGCCCCAAAAGUACAGAGGCCCUGCAGCCUCUGAGAAGAGAGGAGGUGCGCAGAACAAUUGGGAACAUUUAUAAGGACUCUGUUAAAGGGGUGAGUGUUGAUGUGGGGGCAAAGGCCUUUAUGACUUCACUGAAUCUAAUUACAAAUAUGAUGUGGAGCACCAGUACUGAGACUGGUGAAAGGGGGAUGGAAUUUAAGGAUCUGGUUGGGGAACUUGUUUAUGUUCUGGGUGUGCCCAAUGCUUCUGAUCUUUUCCCCUUUCUGGAGAGAAUGGAUGUUCAGGGGCUUUACAGGAGGAUGCAGAAGGUUUUUGUGAGAUUUGAUAGGCUGUUUGAUAGUAUUAUUCAGGACAGGAUGAGUGGUAAGAGCAAGGGGCAGGAUUUUUUGCAGUCUUUGCUUGAUCUGGUGGAAAGAGGUGUGGAUGAACAUGAUCCUGAUAGUGUGCAGCUCACCAUGAAGGAUGUUAAAGUAUUGUUGAUGGACAUGGUGACUGGAUCAACAGAUACAACAUCCAACACAGUGGAAUGGGCAAUGGCAGAGCUGUUACAACAGCCAGAGAUAAUGCAAAGAGCCCAAAAAGAACUGGAACAAGUUGUGGGGCUUGACAAUAUAGUAGAAGAAAGACACCUAUCCCAACUGCCAUACCUAGACAUAAUAGUGAAGGAAAUAUUAAGGUUACACCCUGCACUGCCUCUGCUUGCACCACACCGUCCAGAAAAGGACUGUGAGAUUGGAGGGUACAUCAUUCCAAAGGACACCCAAGUGCUGAUCAAUGUGUGGAGUAUUCAGAGGAAUCCAAAAGCGUGGAAGGAUCCAUUAGUGUUUGAUCCAGAGAGGUUUGCAGAUUCAAAGUGGGAUUACAAUGGAAGGGAUUUUGACUACUUUCCAUUUGGGUCAGGGAGAAGGAUCUGUGCAGGGCUUUCUAUGGCAAACAGGAUGGUGCAUUAUGCAUUGGCUUCUCUUCUGCAUUCUUUUGAUUGGUCUCUUCCUGUUGGGGAGAAACUGAACAUGGCUGAGAAGUAUGGAAUUGUGCUACGCAAAGCAGUUCCUCUGGUUGCUAUUCCUAAGCCCCGUUUGUUGCAGCCCAAUCUCUAUGAUUAGUGGAUUCUAAGGCAGGAUACUAGGACUAUUUAGUUAGGAUUUCUUCUAUUUUAUCAUCAAUCUUAUACUUACUUUUUAAUCUAUAGGUACUAGUACUUGUAUUGAAAGGAGGUGUAUUGAACAAGUUUUAUUUUAAGAAUUUUGAUACAAUAUUAUAAAUGCGUAAUAAUAAUUUGUAA